Messenger RNA from Chaetomium globosum CBS 148.51, 378 nucleotides. RefSeq lists its product as uncharacterized. The record is from RefSeq and is a predicted model, not a curated record. Lineage: Eukaryota; Fungi; Ascomycota; Sordariomycetes; Sordariales; Chaetomiaceae. The transcript has 2 exons. Bases 1 to 378 code for a protein of 125 amino acids.
AUGGCUGUCCCGGCGAUCGGAAACCAAAUCUGCCAGAGCAUGCUCCUGCGACGCCACCAUGACCCCCUCCCGUGUUUGGGAGCUGUCCGGAAGAGGCAGGUCGUAAAGUUUGACGAGCUGGGCUUGCAGGCUUGCAGGGCCCCGGGUCUCUUGGGUCGUCCCAGCAGAGUGGUUCGGGAUCGCCCCCAAUGCCGCCCGGCGCCAUGGAUCGAGAAACUUUCUCCCAACCGCCAGGUCGAGGGCCCGACAAUCUGCGGGUUUCCCCUCCCAACUAGGACGGACGCCAGCAUGUGCGAACGCGGCCCAGGCUGUUCGGGGUCGCUGCAGAGGUACCGUAGCUAUCGAUACGUCCGUCUCUGCGUAGCAUGCAGAUAUUGA